This is a messenger RNA of Lolium perenne, 746 nucleotides long. RefSeq lists its product as uncharacterized. The record is from RefSeq and is a predicted model, not a curated record. NCBI's taxonomy places the organism in Eukaryota, Viridiplantae, Streptophyta, Magnoliopsida, Poales, Poaceae.
CCGAAGAGGUAUCCGAUAAAUCCUCCCGAAUCACUGAUCCUACCGUCGAAUCCGCCGCCAUCGUCAAUGGAAGCUGAAGCUAAUAGCCUCCGCCUACCGUCCGACUGGAACGACUUGAUCACGGAAGAGGAACGGGCGGGGAUGUCGUACCUCUCCAAGAGUGAGAUCAUGAAGAUCCUGGCUAAGGCAGAGGAAAGCCGCCGCCGCCUCCAGCUCCUCAGCCGCAAUCCCCACAGCUUCAAGAGCCCCGUCGAUUCGCAGAGUGACUCGACGGUCCAAAGGCGUCGUCUUGCUGGUGACUCCGAUGACAAGGAGGCCAAGCGGCAACGGCAGGGUGUGGAACUGAGCGGAAUCGAGAUGCAGUCGGCCGACAACCUCCCUCCUCAGCCCGACAAGAUCUUCGUGUUUCCAGAGGUUGGGAGUGGACAGUCAGCUAUCUACUGAAUAUCUUGAUGUUUUGGAAACUGAGUUCUAGUUAUCUAAUUUCAAAUCAGGUGUUCAAGUGAAGUGGUGAACAGUGCAUGUACCUAACUUUACAUGCAUAACUUUGUCGGGAAAUACAUGAAGCACAUGUAACCCAGUUGUUUAAACCUACUACACUACCAUUUGAGCGUGUCAUAGGAAGGCUUUUCCUAUUUUAAAAUGAUGUUUGGUCAUUCUCUUAUUAAGCUACAGUUCUGUUGAUAUUGUGAUUAUAUAACUGCACUUUUCAGCAAUUAUCUUGAGGUGGUGUUGUCCUUUAAUUA